Messenger RNA from Durotheca rogersii, 792 nucleotides. RefSeq lists its product as uncharacterized. The coding region runs from base 1 to 792 and encodes 263 amino acids. The transcript has a single exon. Gene Ontology annotation, cellular component: cell tip; Golgi to plasma membrane transport vesicle. NCBI's taxonomy places the organism in Eukaryota, Fungi, Ascomycota, Sordariomycetes, Xylariales, Xylariaceae. Gene Ontology annotation, molecular function: guanyl-nucleotide exchange factor activity. Gene Ontology annotation, biological process: exocytosis. The record is from RefSeq and is a predicted model, not a curated record.
AUGUCGGCAACCAUGACCAUGUCGUUUCCGCCCAUCGUAUCCGCACCGAUAUCCACGAUGGCGACGAGCACGACGAGCCUGACGACGACGCCCUGCUGCCCGAACUGCGGACACUACCUCCCGUCGCCGACCGAAGCGCAGACCGCCCUGCUCGACGCGCAGAAGCAGAUCGAGGACCUGCAGGCCCAGGUGCGCCUGCUCAGCCAGAAGGCCACCGCCGCCGUCGACCGCUGGGCCGACUACGAGGACGAGCUGAUGCGCCUGCGCGCGGCGUCGACCACGGCCGCCGCCGCCGCCGCCACCGCCGCCACCAGCCAGCGCUCGUCCUUCCUGCCGGCCGGCGCGGCCUCGCGCAUCAGCCAGCUGCUGACGCCGCGGAAGUCGGUGCCGAACCUGGCGGGGAACCGGGGGUCAGGGUCGGGGGCGGGGUCGCCGCCGCCGCCGCUGCCCAGCCAGCGGCCGAGCACGGCGAACCCGGGCGCGGGGCCGAGCGCGGAGGAGCUGCAGCAGGCGCUGACGCGGGAGAAGGAGCUGCGGGCGCGGGCGGAGGGCCGGCUGCAGGACACGAGCAAGGAGGUGGAGGAGCUGAGCGCGACGCUGUUCGAGCAGGCGAACGAGAUGGUGGCGACGGAGCGCCGCGCGCGCGCCGCCCUCGAGGAGCGCGUCUCCGUGCUCGAGCGCCGCGACGCCGAGAAGCGCGGCCGCCUCGAGCGCCUCGAGGGCGCCAUGGAGCGCAUCGAGCGCGUCCGCGCCCUGCUCGAGGACGGCGCCGCGGGCCGCAGCGCCGCGUAG